AUGAACCUGAAAACCGUGCUCAUCCUCCUUGGUCUGGCCUUAGCCACGAUAUUCGCUUUGGUCUGCGUGUUGCUGACCAGAGAAAGGAGCCCCAGAAGGUGCCAGCACCUGCCCCCGGAGCAGGAGGACGUCGAGGACAGCCAGAGCCUGGUCUUUGCUGACCUGACACCCGAGGAGAUGUCCCAGGUGGUGCGGUACCUGCAGGGACACCUGGGCGUGCCGCUGGUUGACGCGUCCCGCGCCAAACCCUCGGACAACUGCAUCGCCUCCGUGGAUCUGCAGGUCCCCGCCAAGGCAGAGGUGCUGCGGUUCCUGGACGGCGGCGGGGCUCGUCCCCGCCGAGAGGCGCUGGCUGUGCUGUACUUUGGGAGGCAGCCAGAGCCCAACAUCACCGAGUACGUGGUGGGGCCGCUGCCGGCGCCAGCGUACCACCGAGACGUGACGGUGCACAAGUACGGGGGGAAGGUGCCCUACCACCGCAGACCGACGCUGGCUGUUGAAUACAAGCAGGUUGGAGAGUUUCUAAAGAGCAGAGUGUUCCCCUCAGCUCCGGCUUUCAUGCAACAAGUAAUGGAGUAUGAUGGAGCCAAUCUUGCAGUCGUGACAGCUGCUCCCCGUGGAUUCCAGUCCGGCGAUCGGGUCACCUGGUUUGUCGUGUUUCAGAACGUGAGUGGGUUCUUUGUGCACCCGGUGGGGCUGGAGGUGCUGGUGGAUCACAGCAGCCUGGACAUGUCGCAGUGGGCGGUGAGCAGGGUCUUCUACAACGGGCAGUACUACAGGGACAUGGCUCAGCUGGAGAGCGCCUACGUGCAGGGUCGGAUCAGCGUGGAGAAGGUGAGCAAGGCAGCGUGGGAUGGGGACUUCUCGUCCAUGAAGCCUCGAGCGCCUCGGGCCGCGCAGUUCCCGGUGCAGUUUGAGCCGCAGGGUCCCCGCUACAGCGUCAGGAACAACCGGGUGCUGUUCCAGGCCUGGAGCUUUGCCUUUGGGAUGAGCGUGAGCACGGGCCUGCGGCUGUUUGACAUCCGACACAAGGGGGAGAGGGUUGCCUAUGAAAUCAGCGUGCAGGAGGCGCUGUCGGUGUACGGCUCCAACUGCCCGGGAGGGAUGUCCACGCGCUACAUGGACGGCAGCUUUGGCCUGGGGCGCUACGCCUCGCCCCUGGUGCCGGGGGUCGACUGCCCCUACCUGGCCACCUACGUGGACACACACUCUCUGUCGGACAGCCUGAGGCCCAGGAGGAACAAGGCUUCCCUCUGCAUCUUCGAGCACAACCUGGGCUCCCCUCUGAGGCGCCACUACUCCAACCUGCAGUCGCUCUACUACGGGGGGCUGGUCAACUCCGCUCUGGUCAUUCGCUCCAUUGCCACCGUGGGCAACUACGACUACGUGUGGGACUUCAUCUUCUACCAGAACGGGGCCAUUGAGGGCAAGGUGCAGGCCACGGGCUACCCAAGCUCAUCUUUUCUUCAUGGGGAUGGCCUGAGAUAUGGCAAUAGGCUUUGGGAGCACACCCUGGGUACCAUACACACACACUUUGUCAACUACAAGGUGGACUUGGACGUGGGAGAGCCUGAGCCCUGA
Messenger RNA from Hirundo rustica (Barn swallow), 1581 nucleotides. Its product is annotated as membrane primary amine oxidase-like. Gene Ontology annotation, molecular function: copper ion binding; primary methylamine oxidase activity; quinone binding. NCBI's taxonomy places the organism in Eukaryota, Metazoa, Chordata, Aves, Passeriformes, Hirundinidae. The coding region runs from base 1 to 1581 and encodes 526 amino acids. The transcript is spliced from 2 exons. The record is from RefSeq and is a predicted model, not a curated record. Gene Ontology annotation, cellular component: plasma membrane. Gene Ontology annotation, biological process: amine metabolic process.